AGCACUCAACGCUUUCAAGACAUUCCAAUCUACUGCAAUGACAUCUUUAAAGCCCUACCUGAACCAUAUCAAACCGAGAGAAUCAAGACUGUCCGUACUAAAGGCAUCUCUGACAUUGGUAAAACAGUCUCCGUGCAGAAGUUCAUUCUGGAUUGGAUUUCAUGUUUGUGCUUCCGUUUCGAGAGCUGAACUUGAUUCGAGCCGAACGGUACAGUCUUCACAAACUUCUGCUGGACUUUCAUCCGGAACUUCAACAUCUAGACUCACAGCUUUAUGAGGAGUGUAAAGUUGUGUUCAUCUUUGAUGGUCUGGAUGAAUGCAGAAUGAUUUUUUCAGCGAGAAAGAAAGUGUUUGAAGUGACCGUGACGUCAUCGGUGCAAGUGUUGAUGUCAAACCUCAUGAGAGGUGAUCUGCUUCCUUCCUUCAAGCAGCAGCAGCCAAUCAGUUCCCUUCAAAAUACAUCACGCGUGUGACAGAAAUUCAGGGAUUUAGUGACGCUCAGGAGGAGGAAUAUAUCAGGAAGAGAGUCAACGACCAGCAUCAAGCCAGCAGAAUCAUCUCGCGCAUUAAAAGAGCGAGAAGCCUCCACCACAUGUGUCACAUACCAGUCUUCUGUUGGAUCUCAUCCACCGUGCUUCAAAACAUCCUAAAACAAGAUGAUGAGAAAGUAGAAAUUCCUCAAACUCUGACUGAAAUGUACAUCCAGUUCCUGCUGAUGCACAUCAAUGCAAGGAAUCAAAAGUAUGAUCCACUGAUUGUGAAACUAGCUGAAGUGGCUUUCAAACAGCUGAUGAAGGGUAAUGUGAUGUUCAGUGAGGAUGAGCUGAGAGAAUGUGGGAUCACGGCAUUGUAUUCUGGCAUUUGCUCUGAGAUCUUUGAGGAAUCUGUCAUUCAUAAAAGGAAGAUGUACUGCUUCACGCAUCUGAGCUUUCGGGGUUUCUGGCUGCAUUCUAUGCCAUUUAACAAAGAACACAGAACCACUGCGGUUAAUCCUGAACAAGAAUUAUGACUAUUGUGACUACAUGUCUGAGGAAAUCUCUCUGUAUCAGCUGUUGGAUUCAGCGGUAGAUAAAGCUCUCCAGAGUAAAACUGGACAUCUUGAUCUGUUCCUCAGGUUUCUGCUGGGCAUCUCACUGGAGGAUCUAUUGACACGCACACGCAACAGCUCAAACACCAUCAACACAAUCACACAGUACGUUUUAGAUCAAAUCAAAGGUGGAGAUGAUCUCUCAACUGACAGAUCCAUCGAUCUGUUUCUUUGUGUGUUUGAAGUGAGCUUGAGGAAUUUGUGAGAUCAGAGAAGAAACUCUCUCCGGCUCACUGUUCAGCAAUAGCCUACAUGCUUCAGAUGUCAGAGAGAGGUGAUGGAUGAGUUUGAUCUGAGGAAAUACAACACAACACAGGAGGGUAGAAGACGACUCGUACCGGCUGUCAUCAACUGCACAAGAGCUCUUCUACAGAACUGUGAUCUGUCUGCUGAGUGUUGUGAAAGUUUGUCUCUGAGAGAGCUGGACCUGAGUAACAAUGAUCUGAAGGAUUCAGGAGUGAAGCUGAUCUCUGAUGCUCUCAAAAGUCACGACUGUCAGCUACACACACUGAGGUUAUCGGGUUGUAUGGUGACCGAUGAAGGCUGCUGUUAUUUGGCUUCAGCUCUGGGUUCAAACCUGUCACACAUUAGAGAGCUGGAUCUGAGCUACAAUCAUCCAGAACACACAGGACGUCAGCUCCUCUCUGAUAAACUCAAUGAUCCAGACUACACACUCAAUGUGGAUCAUGGUGAAAAGUUCAGAAUUCGAGCUGGACCACGCAAGUGGGCCUGUGAACUCACGCUGGAUCCAAACACGGCAAGCACUAGCCUUGUACUGUCUGAAAAGAACAGAAAGAUCACACGUGUGUCUGAGCUUCAGCCGUAUCCUGAUCUUCCCGACAGAUUUGAGGAUCCUAUAGAUCAGGUUCUGUCUCGAGUCUGACCGGACGCUGUUACUGGGAGGCUGAAUGGAGCGGAUCAUGGGUUUCUAUAUCAGUGUCAUAUAAAAGCAUCAGCAGGAAAGAGGGUGAUGACAGUAUGUUUGGAUUCAAUGAAAAAUCAUGAGUCUGUACUGCACUGAUCACAUAUUAAGUGCAUUUCACAAUAAUAGUGUAACCAACAUACCUGUCCCAACACAUCACUGUAAAAGAGUAAGAGUGUAUGUGGACUGGUCGGCCGGCACAGUGUCCUUCUACAGCAUCUCUGACAUGCACACAUACACACAUUCAACACAACAUUUACUGAACCUCUCCAUGCUGGAUUUGGGGUGUUUAACUCCUCACUGUCUCUGUGUGACAUACAAAGUGAGUGAGUGAGUGAAAGAAAGAA
This is a messenger RNA of Triplophysa rosa, 2356 nucleotides long. RefSeq names its product NACHT, LRR and PYD domains-containing protein 1-like. Gene Ontology annotation, molecular function: protein binding. Bases 1365 to 1970 code for a protein of 201 amino acids. The record is from RefSeq and is a predicted model, not a curated record. Lineage: Eukaryota; Metazoa; Chordata; Actinopteri; Cypriniformes; Nemacheilidae. The transcript has 5 exons.